Messenger RNA from Oryctolagus cuniculus (rabbit), 2967 nucleotides. The record is from RefSeq and is a predicted model, not a curated record. NCBI's taxonomy places the organism in Eukaryota, Metazoa, Chordata, Mammalia, Lagomorpha, Leporidae.
AUGAAAGAUUUUAUAAUUUACCGGGAACCACAUGUUUCUCCAGCACAAGUAACUGAAAAUAAUUUUCCUGAAAAGGUAUUACUGUGUUUUUCAAAUGGAAAUCACCAUGAUAUUGUUUACCCCAUAAAGUAUAAAGAUAGUUCUGCUAUGUGUCAGUCUCUUCUUUAUGAAUUGCUCUAUGAGAAGGUGUUGAAAGCUGAUGUCAGUAAAAUCGUGAUGGGACUAGACACUUCUGAAGUAGCUGAUGGAAACAACAGUGAAAUAUCAGAUUCAGAGGAUGAUAGUUGCAAGAGGAAAACUGCUAAUGAUGUGAAUGGAUUUAAACCUUUGUCAGGCGAUGAGCACUUGAAGAACAAUGGGAAUUCUACUAGCCUUCCCUUGUCUAGAAAGGUUCUUAAGUCACUCAAUCCAGCAGUCUACAGAACUGUGGAAUAUGAAAUUUGGCUGAAGUCUAAACAAACUCAACAAAAGCGUGAUUAUUCCAUUGCUGCUGGUUUACAAUAUGAAGUUGGAGAGAAAUGCCAAGUUAGGUUGGAUCACAAUGGAAAAUUUCCUAAUGCAGAUAUUCAAGGAGUUCACUCUAAGAAUGGACCAGUUUUGGUUGAAGAAUUGGGAAAAAAACAUGCUGUGAAGACCCUCAAACCACCUCCCCCAGAAAGCUGGAGCACAGUGUCAGGAAAGAAGAUGAAAAAACCUUCUACUUCGGGACAAAAUUUUCAUUCUGAAAUGGAUUACAGAGGGCCAAAGAAUCCAAGCAAGCCAAUAAAAGCCCCAUCAGUACUACCUCCUCGGCUCCAGCAUCCUUUGGGAAUAAGACAACAUGCAUUCUCUAGUCACUCUUCAGGGGCACAGUCUCAGAAAUCCUCCAGUGAACACAAAAAUCUUGCCAGGACACCUUCACAGAUCAUGAGAAAACCUGAUCGUGAGAGAGCUGAGGAUUUUGAUCACACGAAUAGAGAAUCUCACUAUUUUGGCCUCUCCCCUGAAGAACGCAGAGAGAAGCAAGCCAUAGAAGAAUCUCUUAUACUUUAAGAGAUUCAGAACAGAGAUGAACAGGCUUUCCCAACCCUUUCCAUGUCAUCAGUCAGUACAUCAGCUUCUCAAAGUAAACCAUGUGUCCAGAGAAAAUCAUCCCACGGAAGUGAUAGAAAAGGAAACAGGCGGAGAAUGGACACAGAAGAACGGAAGGACAAAGACUCUGUCCAUGGAUCUACUCACUUGGAUAAAAAACCUGAACCAAGUACAUUAGAGAAUAUUAGUGAUGAUAGAUGUGCAAGAGUUUCAUCACCAUUGAAGUCAAAGAAAUUAGAGUGCCCAUCUCCUGCAGAACAAAAGCCAGCAGAACAUGGGUCUCUGUCAAAUCGACCAACAGGUGUCCCUGCUUCAAUUCCUCUUUUAUCGGUGACACAGACUCUGACCACUGGACCUGAUUCUGCUGUAUCCCAACCUACAACUUUUGGACCAACAGUUCCUGUGUCAAUACAGGCAGUUAACCAGCCCUUGAUGCCUUUGCCUCAGACAUUGAGCCUUUACCAGGACCCACUGUAUCCUGGGUUUCCUUACAAUGAAAAGGGAGAUGGAGCCACUGCACCACCUUAUUCACUGUGUCACACUGGAGAGGACUUGACUAAAGAUAAGAAUAUUCUUCGUUUCUUCUUCAAUCUUGGAGUGAAGGCAUAUAGUUGUCCGAUGUGGGCCCCACAUUCUUACCUGUACCCUCUGCACCAGGCCUACCUGGCAGCCUGCAGGAUGUACCCAAAGGUCCCUGUCCUUGUCUAUCCUCAUAAUCCUUGGUUCCAAGAAGCCCCUUCUGCUCAGAAUGAAAGUGAUUGUACCUGCACCGACACACACUUUCCUAUGCAGACUGAGGCCAGUGUUAAUGGCCAAAUACCAAAGGCAGAGAUUAGACCGCCAACGUUUUCUUCACCUCUGGUUAUCGCUCCAUCUCAGGUGUCUGAAAGUCACGGACAGUUGUCUUACCACGCUGAUCUUGAAUCUGAGAACCCUGGGCAGCUUCUUCAUGCUGAAUAUGACGAAUCACUAAGUGGCAAGCAUAUGUUCCCACAACCGUCCUUUGGACCUAAUCCAUUCUUGGGCCCAGUUCCCAUUGCACCUCAUUUCUUCCCUCAUGUUUGGAAGAGGGGGAGCGACAGAUAUGGGUACCCUUUUCAGGGAUUCUUAGAAAACCCAGUAAUGAGGCAGAAUAUUGUCCUGCCCUCUGAUGAGAAAGGAGAAUUGGAUCUACCGCUGGAAAAUCUGGAUCUGUCUAAAGAAUGUGCUUCCGUUUCAGCUGUAGAGGAGUUUCCCAAAGCCAGGGGUGAAGGUGCACAUUCUCUCCCUGAAGCAAGUGUGAGCAGUAAGCAUGAAGGCCGGGCAGAGCAGUCAUCCCAGACACGGAAAGCAGAUCUGGCACUGGCCUCUGUCCCUCCCGGAGGAGAGGGAACGGCUCAUCUUCCCGUUCAGAUUCUAAACACAGAGAGGGAAACUGUGCCAGUUGAACCUGAGCCUAAAAGGACCAUUCAGAAUCUGGAAGAAAAACCAAGAAAAGUAAAAGAUCCUAAGACUGCUGCUGAUGUGGUUAGCCCUGGGACCAACUCUGUGGAUAGCAGAGUACAAAGACCAAAAGAAGAGAGUUCAGAAGAUGAAAAUGAAGUAUCUAAUAUUUUGAGAAGUGGUAGAUCCAAGCAGUUCUAUAAUCAAACUUAUGGAGGCAGGAAAUACAAAAGUGAUUGGGGCUAUUCUGGUAGGGGUGGCUAUCAGCACCUGAGAGCUGAGGAGCCCUGAAAAGGGAAGCCAAGCAGAGGCCGGGAUGAAGGUUAUCAGUACCAUCGCAAUGUCAGAGGACGGCCCUAUAGUGGCGACAGGAGGAGAUCAGGGAUGGGAGAUGGCCACAGGGGACUGUGGGGAGCAGGGCCCAUCUGCUAUAACAUGGCAGGGCCUGUCGCCCGGGAGACAGAUAAGUACUAA